Rhinolophus ferrumequinum (greater horseshoe bat) is the source of this 2685-nucleotide messenger RNA. RefSeq names its product prostaglandin-endoperoxide synthase 1 (gene PTGS1). The transcript has 11 exons. Bases 112 to 1914 code for a protein of 600 amino acids. The record is from RefSeq and is a predicted model, not a curated record. Gene Ontology annotation, molecular function: prostaglandin-endoperoxide synthase activity; heme binding; peroxidase activity. Gene Ontology annotation, cellular component: cytoplasm; neuron projection. Gene Ontology annotation, biological process: response to oxidative stress; cyclooxygenase pathway. NCBI's taxonomy places the organism in Eukaryota, Metazoa, Chordata, Mammalia, Chiroptera, Rhinolophidae.
GGUGGGGAGGGGCCGGGCCAGGCUGGCCAGGCUGGCCAGCUCAGAGUUAGAGACGCUUGCAAGAUUCCAGAAGUCUGUGUAUCCCGCACCUAUCCGCCGCUCCAUGGCACCAUGAGCCGGCGGAGUUUCUCGCUCCAGUUCCCACUGCUCCUGCUGUUGCUGUUGCCGUCCCAGGUCUUAGCUGCGGACCCCAGGGAGCCCGCUCCAGUGAACCCCUGUUGUUACUACCCAUGCCAGCACCAGGGCAUCUGUGUCCGCUUUGGCAGUGACGGCUACCAGUGUGACUGCACCCGCACGGGCUAUUCCGGCCCCAACUGUACCAUCCCUGAGCUAUGGACCUGGCUCCGGAAUUCACUGCGGCCCAGCCCCUCUGUCCUCCACUUCCUGCUGACACAUGGGCGCUGGUUCUGGGAGUUUAUCAAUGCCACCUUCAUCCGAGACAUGCUCAUGCGCCUGGUACUCACAGCACGUUCCAACCUUAUCCCCAGCCCCCCCACCUAUAACUCGGCACAUGACUACAUCAGCUGGGAGUCCUUCUCCAAUGUGAGCUAUUACACUCGUGUUCUGCCCUCUGUGCCCCAAGACUGCCCCACGCCCAUGGGGACCAAAGGGAAGAAGCAGUUGCCAGAUGCCCAGGUCCUGAGCCGUCGCUUCCUGCUCAGGAGGAAGUUCACACCCGACCCACAAGGCACCAACCUCAUGUUUGCCUUCUUUGCACAACACUUUACUCACCAGUUCUUCAAAACUUCUGGCAAGAUGGGUCCUGGCUUCACCAAGGCCUUGGGCCAUGGGGUAGACUUCGGCCAUGUUUAUGGAGACAAUCUGGAACGGCAGUAUCAGCUGCGGCUUUUUAAGGAUGGGAAACUCAAGUACCAGGUGCUGAACGGAGAGAUGUACCCGCCAUCGGUGGAAGAGGCACGUGUGGUGAUGCGCUACCCACGGGGCGUUCCGCCCCAGAACCAGAUGGCUGUGGGCCAGGAGGUGUUUGGACUGCUUCCUGGGCUCAUGCUCUACGCCACCCUCUGGCUGCGUGAGCACAACCGUGUGUGUGACCUGCUGAAGGCUGAGCACCCCACCUGGGGUGAUGAACAGCUCUUUCAGACGGCCCGCCUCAUCCUUAUCGGAGAGACCAUUAAGAUUGUGAUUGAGGAGUACGUGCAACAGCUGAGUGGCUACUUCCUGCAGCUCAAGUUCGACCCAGAGUUGCUGUUUAGCAGCCAGUUCCAGUACCGUAAUCGUAUUGCCCUGGAGUUCAACCAGCUAUACCACUGGCACCCGCUCAUGCCCGACUCCUUCAAGGUGGGCGCCCAGGAGUACAGCUACGAGCAGUUCCUGUUCAACACCUCCAUGCUGGUGGACUAUGGGGUCGAGGCCCUAGUGGAUGCUUUCUCUCGCCAGAUAGCCGGCCGGAUCGGUGGGGGUAGAAACAUAGAUCAGCAUGUCCUGUACGUGGCCAUGGAUGUCAUUAAGGAAUCUCGAGAGCUGCGGCUGCAGCCCUUCAAUGAGUACCGCAAGAGGUUUGGCAUGAAGCCCUACACCUCUUUCCAGGAGUUCACAGGAGAGGAGGAGAUGGCAGCUGAGUUGGAGGAGCUAUAUGGAGACAUUGAUGCCUUGGAGUUCUACCCGGGACUGCUUCUUGAGAAGUGCCAUCCAAACUCCAUUUUUGGGGAGAGUAUGAUAGAAAUUGGGGCUCCCUUUUCCCUCAAGGGCCUCUUAGGGAAUCCCAUCUGUUCUCCUGAAUAUUGGAAGUCGAGCACAUUUGGUGGCGAGAUGGGCUUCAACCUUGUGAAAACAGCCACACUGAAGAAGCUGGUCUGCCUCAACACCAAGACUUGUCCCUACGUUUCGUUCCGUGUGCCCGACCCCCACGAGGACGAUGGCCCUGGGGUGGAGCGGCCAUCCACAGAGCUCUGAGGGGACAGAGCAGCAGCGUUCUGGAGGGGAGAGUUUUGUGCUUGUCUUUCCAGAAUGCUGAGGCCAGGGGUGACCGUCUGAAGCGUUGGGUUUCUAGUUUGGCACCGAGAGUAUCAGGGUUGACAUUUCGAACUUCGUGUCUUUCCCCCAUUGUCUGGAAUACCAUGGUCUUGUUUGUCAUUCUAAAGUACUGAACUCCUGGUUAACCAUCUAGAAUGUGAGGAGUGGGUCUCAUUGGCACGCCCAAACACUGGGCUUCUGGCUGACACCUAGAAUGUCCGAUAUCUGGUUGAUGUGGAAUAUAGGCAUUCGAGGAUGUGGCGCUCCUGAUACCAUCAUGUAGAAAGUUAGGGGAUUCUAAUUUUGCAUUCUAGGAUUUUGGGGGACUGUCCAGAAUGUUGACUUUCUGAUUGGCAAUCUAGAAGGUUGUGUUGCCGGUUGUAGGUCCAGAAUAGUGGCUGGUGUGCUAGAUUAGUCCUGGGCUGAAUGUCUAGAAUGUUGAUUUGAUUCAUUUUCCUGUUCAGUGAGCUAGCCACAGAGCAGGAGAAUCUAAUGAAUGUCUAAGAAGAAUGUGUUGCCUGAAUCUGUGCCUGCACUGAGGGGCCAAGGAGGUGGGGUGUUCUUGGGGCCCCAACUUAGACCUUGGUCUGAAGAUACAGAGGGAGCAGGUGGGCUUUUUCCAGGCCAUCGGUUGGAAGCAACUGGAGCUCUGUCUCCGUCCAGGUCUUGACUCACGGCAGCUGUUUUUCAUGAAGCAAAUAAAAUUCUUUU